GCACUAAACCAAAUUCGAGUUCUUACUGGCUUAAAUUCAUCUACGAAAUGGAAUAAUAUGUUCUGCAAAGACUUUAAUGAUUUAGAUUUAAUUAUGUGAUAUUAUUAAGAUUUGCAUGGCCUUCUAUCAUUUCCAUUGCCGAAUUUUAGCAUUGAUAAAAAAACCCCCAUAAAAACAAAUUUAUGUUUCAUGAAAUUCAUUAUAGGAGAUAGACAAGGAAAGGAAUAGUUGUUUAAUAACAUCCGAGCACAUUUUAAACAAAGGCUAUCUGGUGUCUAGCAAGUGGUUAUUUCGACACUGAAAAAAGCAGCAAUGGAUGUGCUUAAGUCGAGACAGGAUUGACAUACAUCUGCCAAUACUAUGGCAGAAUUUGAUUCAUCAGAUGAAGAAAGUGGCGAGAUUGAUCAAACGCCAUUUGAAAUCUCAUGGUUAGAUCUGUCUGGAGUUGGGUCAGAUGAGAAACUUGGAAUAUCUGCAUUGCCUGGUUGUAAGUUCAAAGAUACCUGGCGAAGUAUACAGAAUGAUUUGAAACGUUUGCAAGAUUGUGGAAUCAAGGAUGUCUUUACACUUUGCACAAGAGGAGAGAUGAACAAAUACCGAGUUCCCAACUUACUCAAUGAAUUCUCAGCUUAUGACAUUACAGUACAUCACUAUCCAUUCCCAGAUGGCCAGGUGCCCCCCAUUGACAGCCUGGUCAAGAUGGUGGAGGAGUUGCGCAUUAAUGUCAUGAACGGCAAAAAAUCUGUGGUUCACUGUUAUGGAGGAUUAGGCAGAUCAUGUAUAGUGGCCGUGUGUUUGUUGAUGAUGAUGGAUGAAUCAUUAACAGCCAACGAUGCUAUAGAAAAAGUGAGGGAUCUCCGGGGACACAGUGCCGUCCAGUCAGUGAAGCAAUAUAACUUUGUUCAAGAUUUCCGACAGUUGCUGGCUGAAUACAAGAAGGAUGAGGACAAUGAAUGCAGAUCUUUGUCUCGAUGAAUGAAAUAAUAACAGCUGUUUAAGAGACAAAUCUGAGUAACCUUUGACAGCACUGGUAGACUGUUAGCUCACUGAGCUGUUUCACUGACGAAUACUUUAAAAUAUUAACAAUACAGUUCAAAUGUCCAGUGCUAGAACUGAAGCUCAUAUGGGUGGAACAUGCAUGUCUUAAAAUGUGGGUUAAAAAUGUACAUAAAUAUAGUUUCAAAUAUGUUUUAACUCUAGGUACAGUGAAACUCCUCUAAACCGGACACCCUCGGUACCAAGUAAAAAAUCUGGUUUUAGAAGGUAUCCGGUUUAGAGAGGUUCUCUUCUGCACAAAUAUUUAAAAAGGAACCAUGAAAAAUGUCUGGUUUUGAGGGAAUUCUGGUUUACAGAGGGUCCGGUUUUGAGAGGUUUCACUAUACUAACAUUUUGAUAUUUAUGUUUUAUUGAUGCUUUUAGAAAGUGAAUUUCAUGUGGAAGGCAUGCGUUUUUCUCUCUAGAAAAGUCUGAUGGACAAAUAGAGCAACCUGUUAAUGUUAUGUGUAUUUUAAUAAUGUGAAUCUAAAAUUCAGUAUCAUUCUGUGGACUAGUCUGUUCAGUGCCGUGGUUAUCUGUCACCUCAAACUACUAGUUGAUUCAAGAUUAUGGUAAUUUUGUGCUGUUGUCACAAUGUUUUGUUAUUAUUUCUUGGUCUAUGGUUAGAGAUCAUGCUUGUUUUGGACAAUGGCAAAUUUGUUUUAAAAAAUGGAGCCAAAUUCAGUUUGCCUUGGUCAAGCAAAACUUAACACAAAGUAAAGGCUGAAAAAACAAACAAAUUGGUUCAUAUUAUGUUAUGAAAUAUAUUCACCAAUUUGAGGUUUAAUUCAUAUUUUGAUAUUGACAGGUUAAACUUGAAUUACUCUACUUAGUGUGAGGGGAUAAAAGUUUGUUGCUCAAAUAAGAUGGACAAAUCCUUAUAAUCAAUUGUUUUUAAUUUUCUUUUUGACUUCAUAUUUUCCUACAGAUUGUGGGAAUGGGGCACUCCUAACCUAACUAUAGAAUUCUUUGUUUGUUUCUACUCUCAAGAUAUGAAGAAGCAACAGUGUUGAACUAGAAUGAUAAGAAUGUUUUUUUUAAUACAUUUAGUCCCACUGCGAGGUUACAUAGGUUACAAAACAAUCUGAGAGCCCAGGUAGCAAGUCAUGUAAAACUAUUUCUUCAUGGAAUCCUUUAGUCAUUUGAUAACUAAUAGAUCAGUGAUUAUGAUUAAUGGCUUCUGGUCCAUGUAAUUGAUUUUCAUGUUGUUUUGUAAUAAUUGUAUUCUUCACUAGCAUUUUUGUUAGAGAGUGUGUCACAGUUCAUUCAUUUCAUGAGCUUAAAAGGUUGGGAAAUGAAAAUCAAUGAACAUUUAUUAGUGCAUUUAUUUAGUUAGGCGUCAAACAAAUUGUGUUUCCUGGAACCUGACUCUACCUACAAAAAUGGGCUGACUCUAAUUAUAUAUAUAUUUCAAUAUAUAUUUUAUAUUAUUAAUAGGUGAAAAUAGUAUUUUUUUUCAGCAUGUUCCUAAAAAUACACAAAACCUUUUUUAGGCCCUACUAGAAACCAAUAAUUUCAUGGGGAUUCUUUUUAAUCAGUUACCAAUACUGAAUUUAAUAAUAAUCUCUUUGUAAUUCAGAUUAUUAAAUCACUUUUAAAUACA
Molecule: messenger RNA, 2638 nt
Organism: Gigantopelta aegis
Lineage: Eukaryota; Metazoa; Mollusca; Gastropoda; Neomphalida; Peltospiridae
Product: cyclin-dependent kinase inhibitor 3-like
Exons: 8
Coding region: 361-975 (204 amino acids)
Biological process (GO): protein dephosphorylation
Cellular component (GO): nucleus
Molecular function (GO): protein tyrosine phosphatase activity
Source: RefSeq, a predicted model, not a curated record